Rodentolepis nana is the source of this 3165-nucleotide messenger RNA. Lineage: Eukaryota; Metazoa; Platyhelminthes; Cestoda; Cyclophyllidea; Hymenolepididae. The record is from the annotation of a GenBank genome assembly.
AUGCCGUAUAAUAGAGUUGGAAACUUUCGUCAUGCAGACCCUCAAAAAGUUCGUGAGGUAUGGAAGAUACUCGACUCGAACAGAGGCCAAAGACAAUCUGUCCCCAUUGACAAAUUAGUGAGACCACUACGAAAGGUGUUGGAUAUGAAAGAGGAAAGCAUACGACUAUUAUUGACUGAAAUUGAAGGUGACGGCCUUAUUAUUAAAGGUAGCAAUUCUUCUGGAAAAGGUUGUGAUGUUUAUCGUCUUCCGGACUUUCAUCACCCCUGUCCACGUCAACAGCACGAUUGGUAUUGUUUCCGAUGUCACAAGCCAGGUGAACUCCUACAUUGUAGUGACUGUUUCCGUUCUUAUCACUCCGAAUGCGUAAAUGAUGAUCAACAUCCGAAUAAUCAUGCUCGAAAUCUUCGAUCCUCUGGUUCAAUAACUGACGAUGAUGAUGACUUUACCUGCCCCGUGUGUGAAUCCCGACCCAAAUGCGAGUUCUCUCGCAAGCAAAUUCGUAAACUCCUCGAGUUUGCUACUCAUAAUCUGCGAAAACAAUCUUCCUGGAAGAAUUUUAAUCAAAUUGGUUAUAAGGAUGACAUUAACAAAAACGAAUACAUUGUAUAUAAAUAUGUGGACAUGAAUUUACUUGAGCGCAAAAUCAAGGAUGGUCGUUAUACCGCUUUGGAAUUUUUCGCGAUGGAUGUUGAGCUUCUCGUUCAUGAUGUCUGUCUCCUUUCUGGUCCAUUCAGUACAGAUGCUGACGAGGCACGUUUUCUUCUCCGUUCUGUAAACAAUGAAAUUACUGAGAUUCAACUGUGUACUGACUGUUACAUUAAUGCCAAAGCCCGUGUUAGUGACUUCAUUACUAAACCCUGCAAACCUCCCCAUGAGCUUAUCUGUGCUUGUAAUCGAUCUGCAGCAGGAGCCGGUUUAUUUGACAAUGCCAACAUUAAACACUGUUAUUGGCCUGCCAAAAUUCGUUUUUUCGGUGGAACGCACGAGCGAGCUUAUGUGAAGAAGUCGAACACAGCUCAAUUCGUUUUGCCCGAAGAUGAUCAGGCAUUUCAUCGAAGGUCUCUUGCUGGUGCUCAUAAUGUUCCUUCUAGCAACAUUGAACGAGCCUGGAAUGAAGUGAGAAAGCUUCAGGCCAAUCUUGAAUCUGGUUAUUACUCACAUUCGUCUGGGGAAUCUGAUAUGCCCCCUUCUGAUGAAGAAUAUACAGAUGAAAUUUACCUCCGUCCAAGGCGACGCAACGCUGUAUCACUUAAUAAUAGUCCUCGUUCCUCUGCUACCGCUAAUUCUAUGAAAUUUAAGAAUAAUAAGGGGCGAGUACGAAAGAAUUCGAUUUCAAGUGAAGACAGUUUUCGAUCAUCUUCCCCUUCCUCAGUCUCCGAUGGAGUUCCAUCUGAUCACUCCAGCAGUCGUUCCAGUAGCGUCGUCACCAGCAGUACUCGUAUUCGUGCAGCCGCCUCAAAUCACCGAAGACGAAAAUCUGGAAGCGGCAAAACCUCCCUUCCUUCAAAAACCACCACUUCAAAACUCUCAUCCGCUGCAGCAAGACAACGUUUCUCCGCCGAAACAACUUCUCCUGUUGCAGCUGCCGCCCUCACCGCUUUGGCAGAGACUAAAGCCGCAGUAGCAGCUGCAUUUAAUAAAAAAAGUAACUAUGGUGGUGGUGAUGGUCUCUUAGACACUUCAACAACAAUCCAACAGCGUAGAGGUCGGGGUCGUCCCCCAGGUUCUGGAGCUAAAAAGCGCAAACCAAAAUCAUCUUCUCCUUCUCUCACUUCCCUUUCACACUCGGAUGCCUCUGAUCGUGAGAGGAAUGAAUUUAAGGCAGUUUCUAUCCGCAACAAUAGUUCCAUUCUCGGAAGAAGGAAUAGGUUGGAUGCUUUAUUAUCAUCUUCCAGUGACUCCCCUGAUGAUGAUGGUGAUGAUGUCAAGAUGCCUGGUUCUUUACGAGGAAGGAAAUCUGUUUUGCCUCGAGGCAAGCGAACUACUAAUGGUCAUUUGACGACUUUAAAAACUUCUCCUCAGAGUAAUAAUAACAAUUCAAGGUACUCAGCAGGCGGCAGCACUGGAAAGCGCCCACGUGGCAGGCCUCCAUCCUCCGGUACACGAGGAGGUGCUAGUCGAAAAGGAGGAGCACCUACUUCUCGUAAGAAGAUGAAAACCAGCCCCCCUCCUUCGGAUUCCGAUUCUGAGUUGACUGAUCGCUGCUCGACUACUUUUCCCUCGAGGCGAGAUCAGACAACUACAUCCCCGGUGGUUGUACAACCCGUUAAACCUAAACAACACCCCAAAAUGUCUUCAAGUGCUGCUAGUUCUUCCUCUGAGUCUGGGAAUUCGUCUGAUGAGGGUUCAGGGGAUAAUAACAGACGCCAUCCUCUUCUGCGAAGACCUGCGUUUGCUCCUCCCUUAUCCUCUGCACAACCUACCGGAUUGACAUCAGGUCCUAGUGGUGGUGGCACUAGUCAAGCAGCGAAUUCUGCCACCGUAAUGGUAAAUACAUUUGGUGCUAGUGGAAUGUCGGCUAGUUCGUCUCUUACCCAACAGCAGCUGAAUAAGUCAGGAUUCACAGCUCUUGAAAUGGCAGGACGUUCUAGUGGAGGACUGGGCUCGGUUCCCAGGUCACAUCUCCCCCCGAAUAAGAGGCUUGCGGCAGCAGCUGCAGCGGAUUUAAAGUUGGAUGCUACCCCGCCUACACCCUCUGCAGCUAUGUUAUCGUCUGCUGCAAUGAUGCCUGCCAUCCAUCAUCCCAGUGGCUUUUCACCUAGAAGGCUGGCAAAUAAACAAGUUCAGACAACUGGCAGCGAUGAAGAAGUCAAACAGCAUGGUUGUGGACGUUGCAAAGAGAAUAUGGAGGCGAUUCGACGACAGGCUAUAAUAGAACAACAGCGUCUCAUCGCCGAACUGGAGGCUCGCCUGUCCGCCGAUCAUGCAGCUGCCCUCUCCACGGUCGUGGAACGCGAACGUCAGGCUGCCCGUGAACAGUUGGAAGCAGCCGAAGCGCGUUUUAAUGACACCCUCGUACAGACUAAGCGUCGCCAAUGGUGUCGUAAUUGUCUCAAGGAGGCUAUCUAUCAUUGCUGUUGGAACACGUCCUAUUGCUCUAUCAAUUGUCAACAAACUCACUGGCACAAGGAGCAUAAACGCCAGUGCCGCCGCAAACGCUAA